ACAAUUACAAAAUGGCGUUGCACGCUCGGCGGGUCAGCAGCCUCAUGCUGAGGAUGGGGCGGUUUGGGCCGUUACCCACUCGGCAGUUGACAGCCACUUCACAGCCUGUACGCUCCUUGUACGAUCAGAAGCAGCCCAUGCCUCAAGGAGCAACGAACACUGCCAGUAACAACCUGAGCUUGGUACCUUACAGACAGAAGAGCUCAUCCCCCGUCCCUGCCCCCAAAGAUAGUAAAGCUGAGUAUGUUGUGGCCAGGAUGGAUGACCUCAUCAACUGGGCAAGAAGGAGUUCCUUGUGGCCGAUGAUGUUUGGGCUCGCCUGCUGUGCGAUAGAGAUGAUGCACAUGGCAGCGCCACGCUAUGACAUGGACCGAUUUGGUGUGGUCUUCCGUGCCAGCCCGCGGCAGGCCGACGUGAUGAUCGUGGCUGGCACGCUGACAAACAAGAUGGCUCCUGCUCUUAGGAAGGUAUACGAUCAGAUGCCCGAGCCCAGAUGGGUCAUUUCCAUGGGAAGUUGUGCGAAUGGUGGGGGCUAUUACCAUUAUUCUUAUGCUGUCGUCCGAGGCUGUGAUCGAAUUGUUCCAGUGGAUAUUUAUGUACCAGGAUGCCCACCUACUGCUGAAGCACUCUUGUAUGGCGUUCUUCAACUCCAGAAAAAAAUCAAGCGAGCCCAAAAUCUCACCAUGUGGUAUCGCAGAUAGAUCAGCCCUUGGACCAGACCUAACGGACCUAGCAGUGUGGUCAGAAAGACGGCCUGGGCCCAAUAGGUUGACUUUGCCAACCACAGAACUGGACACCACUCACACAUCACAUUUGGCACUGAGUUUGUAAGCACAGAAGCUGUAACGGAAACGCAGCGUGGAAACUCCUUGCUACUGUGAAGAAUGUAUAUUCAAUUACAUUUAUAUCGUCAACUCUUUGUAAAAAGCACUCUUGUAACAAAAAAGUGUUAUAAGGCUCCCCAAAAAAGUCUCCGAUUUCUGGUUUCCGCGCGCAUCACCGUAGACCAGUGCGUUGGCAAAAUAAUUUUUUUUUAAAUUUUCAUAAAACGUUUCCAAAAGCUGCCAAACUUAAUUGAUCGGCAGGAAUUCUGCAACCACGUAAUUUUAAUGUGUUUUGGAUGGGUGGGGUUGAGUAAUAUGUACAGUGAAGGAAUCCCCCAGGCCUCCAUAUAUUUCAGUCGGGCACUCUUAUCAGAUGACGUCAUUCGUGUAUCUUUACACGAAGGCCGUGUCUGAAUCAGUUGGCUGCGGCUUGAUAUUAUGGAUGAUUCUACGGGAACUGACCGUGGAUGCUACCAAAUACUUGGUGCAAUUUCCAGCCGUAGCCAAUUGAUUCGGACCCUGCCUACGUCUGUGACCAAGACAAAUGAAGUGGUCUUACGUCCUGCUUACGUAUACAAAUUGAAAAUGCUUUUAAGCAACCAAACCGUGAGGGGCCAGUCUAUUUCAGUGUUGGUGAGGCAGUGGUG
Messenger RNA from Acanthaster planci (crown-of-thorns starfish), 1471 nucleotides. RefSeq names its product NADH:ubiquinone oxidoreductase core subunit S7 (gene ndufs7). The record is from RefSeq and is a predicted model, not a curated record. Gene Ontology annotation, biological process: aerobic respiration; electron transport coupled proton transport; mitochondrial respiratory chain complex I assembly. Gene Ontology annotation, molecular function: quinone binding; NADH dehydrogenase (ubiquinone) activity; 4 iron, 4 sulfur cluster binding. Lineage: Eukaryota; Metazoa; Echinodermata; Asteroidea; Valvatida; Acanthasteridae. Gene Ontology annotation, cellular component: respiratory chain complex I.